AUGUUAGUAUCUCGCGACAGAAACACGACUCCCCAACCGUUGGAGCAGCAGCUAGUGCAACCGGUGCAAAAUGAGCGAGCGCCCGAGCAGCAAUUCCAGCCGAGACCGGCGAUCAUCGAGGCUGAUUUUUUCACACCGGGUGCAGAGGUGAGCCGCGUAGGCAUGCGAAUGCCGGAAUUUACGCCCGCGGAUCCGGAACUAUGGUUUAGCAUAGUCGACCGUAGUUUCCAAGCGGCCGGAAUCACCGUCGAUGCGACGAAGUUCGGUUACGCGCUUACUGCAAUCGGCCCGCGGUAUACUGUGGAAGUGCGCGACGUCAUCAUGAAUCCGCCGGCGGAAAACGCGUACGAGACGUUAAAAGCGGAAUUGAUCAAACGGCUUAGUCUCUCUCAGGAGCAUAAAACCCGAAGGCUCCUAGAACACGAGGAAAUCGGGGAUCGAAAACCCUCACAAUUUCUAAGGCAUCUCCGAAGCCUUGCUGGAAGCGUAGUCGGGGAUGGCGUGUUACGCACAAUUUGGUUGUCUCGAUUGCCCGCGUACAUCCAGCCACAUUUAGUAACGCGAACUAGAGAUGCUGUCGACCAGCUGGCGGACAUAGCUGACGCGAUCGUGGAGGCCACUCGAGCGCCUGCGUUUCAAGUCGCGGAGACCGCGCGACCCGCAGCACCGCAGACUAUGAAUCCGGAAGUGGCUGCGACUGAGGCAAAAUUCAGCCUACAAAUCGCGCAGUUGCGCUUAUCGAUGCAGCAGGAGAUGGCUGAGCAGUUGACAGCGAUUCGAAAAUCGAUCGAGGCGUUGCAUGACACGCGACACGAUGAAAAUCGUUAUGGGAGAGAUCGUCGCCGUGACAAUCGUCGACCGCAUCAGCGUCCGCGUUCGCGUUCGCGGAGCCGUGGUCACCCGUCGAACGGCCUGUGCUGGUACCAUUGGCGAUUUGGUCCAGAGGCUACUCGGUGCGACGCGCCCUGCUCCGCGCAGCAGUCGGGAAACGCGACGGCCCUUCGUUGA
This is a messenger RNA of Wasmannia auropunctata (little fire ant), 1008 nucleotides long. RefSeq lists its product as uncharacterized. Lineage: Eukaryota; Metazoa; Arthropoda; Insecta; Hymenoptera; Formicidae. Bases 1 to 1008 code for a protein of 335 amino acids. The record is from RefSeq and is a predicted model, not a curated record. The transcript has a single exon.